AUGUUUUUUGGGAUUUUUCUUGUUAGAAUUCCACGAGGCGCUCAUCCUAAAACCUGGGAUCUUUAUAAGAAAAACAUUAAUGAAAUCGAAGGAUAUUUCAAGUGCUUUGAUGGAUCAGGAAUUAUUGAUCUGAAAUACGUUAAUGAUAAUUAUGCUGAUUGCAAUGAUGGAUCAGAUGAACCUGGCACUCCUGCAACAAAUAAUGGAACAUUUUAUUGCAUAAAUAAAGGAAAUGUACCUAAAGAAAUCCUCAAAUGGAGUGUUUAUGACGGAGUCUGCGAUUGCUGUGAUGGAUCAGAUGAGGAAGGUAAUCUUAGGGUUAAAUGUCCAAGUAAUUGUCGUGAUGUAGUUUCCGAAGUUUCAAACUAUAUAGCACAAUUUGAAGAAAUUUAUACAAAAGGCAUUAAACUAGCUCAAAAAAUACAGUCAAAUAGCGAAACUAUGAUAGCGAACGCCAAAAAAUAUAUUGCAAAUUACGAACCAUAUUCACAAAAAUUAAAUGCUUCUUAUCUCGAAGCUAAAAGCGAAUUCGAUCAAAAAUAUGGAAGAAAACAUAAUAAAGAAAAACACCAGCGCAAUGCAUUUGAAUCUUUAAUACACAAACUCUAUAAAAUUACAUUUUUCAAUCAUAAAUCAAAGAACAGCUUCUGGAUGAUCAUUGAUGAACACAAAAUUAACAAUAAGAAAGGUGACCUCGCUCUAAUUACCCAGAAAUUACAGGAAUCCAGAAAUAUUGCAAAUACAAAACAAAAUAUCAAAAAUUUUCUUUCGAUAGGAAAGGAUGAAAUAAGAAUAGACGAGUACAAACUAUCUAUUCUUGGUGAAUUCAGAUCAAGAUACAAUUUGCUUGGCGUUUUUGACAGAUAUGAAGACGAAAAAUUGUUUUAUGAAAAAGGCGAUAGUUGUUUUGUCAUCAAUGGCCAAAGGCACGCUGAAAUUACUACUCAUUGCUGGGAUUCAACAAUUUUGACCAACAUAAACGAAGCAACAACGUGCUUUUUCACAGCUGACCUUGCUUCACCUGCAUUUUGCAACGACAAUGCGAUAAAGGAUUUAAGACAGCUUGAUUUGGAAGAUUUGGAGAAAAUUAAAAAAGAUUAUGUUAAUUAUCAAGGAAAUACAACUGUUGUUCACAAAUAA
Messenger RNA from Trichomonas vaginalis G3, 1140 nucleotides. RefSeq names its product N-glycan processing. Gene Ontology annotation, cellular component: glucosidase II complex. The coding region runs from base 1 to 1140 and encodes 379 amino acids. The record is from RefSeq and is a predicted model, not a curated record. Gene Ontology annotation, biological process: N-glycan processing. Gene Ontology annotation, molecular function: protein binding. The transcript has a single exon. NCBI's taxonomy places the organism in Eukaryota, Parabasalia, Trichomonadida, Trichomonadidae.